Molecule: messenger RNA, 2064 nt
Organism: Leptosomus discolor (cuckoo roller)
Lineage: Eukaryota; Metazoa; Chordata; Aves; Leptosomiformes; Leptosomidae
Source: RefSeq, a predicted model, not a curated record
AUGAAGGGACUGAGCGAAUAUAAGAGAAACUUCAGAUGGAAAACCCCAGGGUUUUGUAGCCCGUCCCAACAGCAGAAAUCCUUGUGGGCAGGACUUCGGUCGGAUCAGUUUGGAAUCACCAGAGAACCAAACUUCAUUUCCAAGAGAAGGGUACCUCACCAUCAUCCACAGAUUUCCAAGUCCUUUGAAUGGACAGGAGAUUGUGAUUUGAAUGACCCAGUUGAAACUGAAGCUCUUAGGACUGCGGAGUUGCAGACAGACCACAAUAACAAUGAUGUGAAUCAGGAAAAAAUUGAAACACCAGAAGGACCCAGACUCCCUCCAAAAGUUCAGUCAGAUUCAGUAGAUUCUAGAGGUGAAACAGCUCUUGCCCUUGCAGAAAACAGCAUGAAGAGAUCACCCUCUGCAGCUCCAAAUCAAACUGAAGCAUUUUCAUCUCCAAAAAAGGAACUAGAAAAAAUGGGUAAUGGGCUUCACAGAGUCCUUCAGAGGAAAGCAGGCAUGAAUAUUUCACGUUUAAAUACUUUCCCCAGAAAUUCUGAAUAUCAAAGCCAAUUUGUUUGGAAGAGUCCCCAUGAAAAGUCACCAAUACUUGCAGCUGAACAGGUAACUUUAAAGAAUCCAAAAAGGGAAGAACCAUUUCAAAAACCAGCAGAAGAUGCAGCAAAACAAGGGCAAUCAGAACAGAAACAUCCUAAAAAAAGAAAUAAGCAACAUAUCAGUGCAAAGCCCCUCUCUUUACAUACACGUCGUGGGAAGAUGAACACUGAAUAUAGGUCAAAAUUUUUGUCUCCAGCCCAGUAUUUCUACAAAGAUGGAGUUUGGUCUCGUAUCAGGAGUAAAGUUCCCAACCAGGCAUCUCAAAACACCUUAAAUUCCAUGUGGUAUACGGAGGUGAGAGAACUUCGAGAAAGAGCAAAGGCUUACAGGCAACGAGUAGAGGGAACACACUUCUCCCGAUAUCAUCUCAAUCAGAUCCUGUCUGAUAAUAACAGUCUUUGGGAUGUGUCCUCAAAUUCCAGUUCAGAAGAAGGCAUCAGCAACAACAUCAGAGCGCUAGAUCUUGCCGGAGUUUCUGAAAAAGAGACUGCACCAAGCCCCAAAAUGCUGCAGCAACCUGACUCCAGAGAACAGCCACAGCAGGACACCACUGAGAAGAAAGACAUGUCAGAUGCUUUAACUGUUCCAGUCAAAAGGCGUUUAGUUUGGGGUGAACAAGAAGGUGCUGAGGAAAGGGAGAAUCAGCAAGCAACAGAAGAGGAAAUAAACCAAGAUGAACAGGCUGCAGUCGUGGCUCAGCAGUUAGAAGAAAACAGUAAGGAUGCCAAUGAAGAUAAGAAAAUUGAAGGUGAGAAUGCCUUAGUAUUGAAUUCUUCUGCAGCUGCGUCAGCUUCUUCUUCCGUAUCCUCGAGGACAGGCGGCAGGCUUCCUACUCCAAAGCUGAGAGCGCUUGGUGGAGCUCAGAGGACUCAUCAUGAUCUCACUACCCCAGCUGUUGGAGGUGCAGUGCUAGUGUCUCCUCCUAAAUUCAAGUCUUCAUCUUCACAGCAGAGAACCCGAGGCUUAGGAACAGACCGUUCUUCAGCUAAGCAAGGUGCAACAGAAGCUUCAAAAAGAAGGUCCUUCCAGCCUGAUGUGGAAGUGGAAGCUGUUCCACUCCUUACCUCUCCACCUGCUGGGCUGGGAACUUUGGAUCCUCUGCCACUUAGGCAGGAUCACCGUCCUCCUAACAGUGUUUCUGAUGAACCAGUUCCUCUUGCUUCGUCCCAUCAAGAGCGUUCCUCUACACCUCCUGUGCUGAAAUCAGCCAAAAGCUGCUCUAUGCCUUGCUGGAGUCCCUCUCGUCGUAUUCAAGGGACUCUCAAGGAUCCAGAAUUCCAGCAUAAUGGGAUUGUUGGCAAUCCAAAAAUGAGAUCUUUCCAGUUACCCCUUCAGGAAAGAAACUAUAAUGAUGAAGAUGACAGAUUGUCUCAGAUUUCUGCUCGCUCGGCAGCAUCUAGCUCGCUUGCAUCUCAGGUACUGGAAAGAGCUCAGAAGAGGAAGGAUUUCUGGGGCAAGACAUAA